UAAUCGUCUUUUAAAUUAGAGAAAACAAAAACCCUAGUCCUUCUGAACCCUUCUUCUUCCUCAAACCUCUCCAGUUCCACCACCAUCUUCCUCUUCCUCUCCCACCACAACAACCGCGUUCCAAUGUCGAUUCUGCAUCCUCGAAGAAUCACCAUGCUCCCUUUCUGGCUCAAGUCCAGACCUACUUCCAUCUUCUCCACCCAAUCCCUCAGUACCACCUCCAAUGGCUAUGCCAGAUUCCCUUCCAAUCCCAAUCAAUGGAAUCAACCACCACCACCACACACUCCUCCUCAAAACCCCAAUUUCCAGCAACCCCAUCAAUGGAAUCAACAACCACACACUCCUCAAAACCCCAAUUUUCAGCAACCCCAUCAAUGGAAUCAACAACCACACACUCCUCAAAACCCCAAUUUUCAGCAACCCCAUCAAUGGAAUCAACAGCAUCCACAACCACACACUCCUCAAAACCCUAACUUCCAGCAACCCCAUCAAUGGAAUCAGCAACAUCCACCACCACACACUCCUCAAAACCCCAAUUUCCGGCCACCCAAUCAAUGGAAUCAACAACCACACACUCCUCAAAACCCCAAUUUUCAGCCACCCAAUAGCCACUGGAACCCUAGGACUCCAGCCCCACAAAACCAAUUUCAGAACGUGCAAGCUCCGGUUCGAGUGCAAGCUCCACCACCUUCUAUCAUUGAUUUGUGCAGGGAGGGGAAGCUGAAAGAGGCGAUUGAAUUGCUGGACAAUGAGGUCAAGGCUGAUGCUGCUUGCUUUGAUCAUCUCUUUGACUUGUGUGCUCAAACGAAAUCGCUCGAGGAUGCGAAGAAGGUCCAUGACUACUUCUUACAAUCUACCUGCAGGGGAGAUUUCAAUUUGAUCAAUAAGGUCAUUCAUAUGUACGCGAAUUGUAAGAGUAUGAUUGAUGCACGCAGGGUGUUUGAUCAUAUGUCUAGCAAGAAUGUGGAGUCUUGGCACUUGAUGCUUCGCGGCUAUGCGAAUAGUACUAUGGGAGAUGAUGCCUUGCAGCUGUUUGAGCAGAUGAAUGAGCUGGGUUUAGAGAUCACGUCUGAGACUUUGCUUGCAGUGUUAUCGGCUUGUGGUAGUGCUGAGGCUGUGGAGGAUGCUUUCCUUCAUUUUGACUCCAUGAAAAGCAAGUAUGGGAUUGAACCAGGGGUGGAGCACUACAUGGGGCUUUUGGAUGUUCUUGGACAAUCUGGAUAUCUCAAGGAAGCUGAGGAGUUCAUUGAGAAGUUGCCAUUUGAGCCCACUGUGACUGUGUGGGAGACACUGAAGAACUAUGCUCGCAUUCAUGGAGAUAUUGAUCUUGAAGACCAUGUGGAAGAGUUGAUGGUUAAUCUUGACCCAUCAAAGGCUGUUGCCAAUAAGAUCCCUACCCCGCCUCCGAAAAAGUACAAUCAUAUUAGCAUGCUUGAUGGCAGGAACAGAAUCAUUGAGUAUAAGAAUCCUAGUCUCUACAAGGAUGAUGAAAAGUUGAAGGCUUUGAUUGGGAUGAAGGAUGCAGGGUAUGUUCCUGAUACGAGAUAUGUUCUUCAUGACAUUGAUCAGGAAGCAAAGGAGCAGGCUUUGCUCUACCACAGUGAACGUCUAGCUAUUGCCUAUGGCCUCAUUAGUACUCCACCAAGAACACCUCUUAGAAUCAUUAAGAACCUUCGUGUCUGUGGUGACUGUCACAAUGCCAUUAAGAUCAUGUCCAGGAUUGUAGGGAGGGAAUUGAUUGUCAGAGAUAACAAGAGGUUUCAUCAUUUCAAGGAUGGAAAAUGCUCUUGUGGGGAUUACUGGUGAAGGAUUCAUUUCUUGAAUUCUUACAAUAUCUUGAAUGUAGUUUUUUAUUGUAGACCGGGAAGCCAUUUGUGCUUGGAAGGUUCAAUACUGCUUAUGCAGUAUGCACUGAUUUAUAAUGUAGUUGCUUUUUGUUAGAUAUUCA
Lotus japonicus is the source of this 1948-nucleotide messenger RNA. Its product is annotated as pentatricopeptide repeat-containing protein At2g15690, mitochondrial-like. Bases 124 to 1806 code for a protein of 560 amino acids. Gene Ontology annotation, biological process: RNA modification. Gene Ontology annotation, molecular function: RNA binding; protein binding; zinc ion binding. The transcript has a single exon. Lineage: Eukaryota; Viridiplantae; Streptophyta; Magnoliopsida; Fabales; Fabaceae. The record is from RefSeq and is a predicted model, not a curated record.